This is a messenger RNA of Acanthaster planci (crown-of-thorns starfish), 4470 nucleotides long. It is a transcript of the gene rhot1, whose product is annotated as ras homolog family member T1. Gene Ontology annotation, biological process: mitochondrion organization. The record is from RefSeq and is a predicted model, not a curated record. NCBI's taxonomy places the organism in Eukaryota, Metazoa, Echinodermata, Asteroidea, Valvatida, Acanthasteridae. Gene Ontology annotation, cellular component: mitochondrial outer membrane. Gene Ontology annotation, molecular function: GTPase activity; GTP binding; calcium ion binding.
AUUCGAGUUUGCUAAAUAGGUGUACGUUUUGUGCAGACAGGCACGGUAUCGGCGGCGGGUGCCAGACCCGAUCCGUCAGCUCGAUAUAUAUCGGUGCCGGUGCGGCAUGAUGGAAAACGGACUAACCUGAUGAGGAAAUUGCCUACUUUUCAAGCAAGAUUUUCAGUUGCUGAACACCUUUGAGGCAAAAGACCAAAAUACAACCAGAGAUCAGUGUAUACAACCUGAGUGCCCUAACCCCUUGCAAAUAUGUAUGGGCACAGGGACGUACGCAUCCUACUGAUUGGAGACUCUGGGGUUGGAAAAACAUCACUUAUCCUUACCCUUGUUAGUGAUGAGUUUCCAGAAGAUGAGCAGGUACCUGCUAGGGCAGAAGAGAUCACGAUCCCCCCAGAUGUAACACCAGAGAAAGUCCCCACUCACAUUGUGGACUUUUCAUCACGAGAACAGAAUGAUGAGAUCCUCAUGGAAGAGAUUGCCAGGGCUGAUGUGAUCUGCAUAGUGUACGCUGUCAAUCAUCGUGAGAGUAUUGACAGCAUCACUGACUACUGGUUGCCUCUUGUCAGAAACACCCUUGGAGCGGACCACACCACCCCAAUCAUCCUGGUUGGUAACAAGUCAGAUCAGGCAGAUGCCAACAGCUUGGAGAGUGUGGUGCCUAUCAUGAAUGAUUACUCGGAAAUUGAGACAUGCGUUGAGUGUUCAUCUAGGAAUCUGAAGAACAUAUCUGAGGUGUUUUUCUAUGCCCAGAAGGCUGUGCUCCACCCAACAGGCCCUCUGUAUUCAGCAGAGGACAAAGAGCUUAAACCAGAAUGCAAGAGAGCACUGUCCAGGAUAUUCACGAUAUGUGAUCUGGAUAAUGAUGGCGUGCUCAAUGAUUAUGAGCUCAAUCUGUUCCAGAGACGAUGUUUUAAUGCACCUUUACAGCCUCAAGCCCUGGAUGAUGUCAAGGCUGUCGUUAGGAAAAACAUCCCAGAGGGAGUUGUCAACAAUGGACUUUCACAAAUAGGAUUUUUAUUCCUGCAUACACUAUUCAUCCAGCGCGGUCGGCACGAGACCACAUGGACUGUACUUAGGAAGUUUGGCUACACGGAUCACCUCAAACUCACAGCUGACUACCUGCGCCCGAGGUUACGAGUUGGUCGAGGCAGUUCCACCGAGCUAAGCCAUUUGGGGUAUCAAUUCCUCACUUCACUCUUUGAAAAAUAUGAUCAGGACAAAGAUGGUGCCUUAUCGCCAACUGAGCUGCAAAACUUCUUUCAGACAUGUCCCAUCAUGCCAUGGGGCUCUGAUGUCAACAUGACAGUCAGCACCAAUGAGAAAGGAUGGAUAACACUGCAGGGUUGCUUGGCACAGUGGACGCUCACAACCCUUCUGGAUGUCUCUCGUACCCUGGAGUAUCUAGCCUACUUUGGAUACCGAUAUGUCAUGGCAGAGCAUGAGAACCAACUCUCAGCUAUUAUUGUGUCCAGAGCAAAGAAGAUUGACCUGGAGAAACGCCAAACUUCUCGCAAUGUGUUCCAGUGCAAUGUGAUUGGUCCACGGGGUGCUGGUAAGACGGCAUUCCUUCAGGGAUUGGUCAAUCGUACUGUGGACUCCACCUCCCAUUCAAUGAAGGAACACCUGUCGGCCUACACUAUCAAUACAGUACAGGUGUACGGCCAGGAGAAGUACCUCUUGCUACACGAGAUUGAUGUAGGACUUCAAGAUGAACUUACAUCUGAGGACUUGGAGUGUGACGUGGUUUGCCUUAUGUAUGACAUUUCGGACCCAAGAAGUUUUGAAUAUUGUGCCAAGAGUUACAAGCAACACUUUGAGAACAGCAGCAUCCCCUGCUUGUUUGUUGCCUCCAAAAGUGACAUGCAUCCAGUUCGGCAGAAUUACACCCUUCAGCCAUCCCAGUUCUGUGCCAGUCACAACCUACCGCCUCCCCAGACCUACUCUAGCAAGGGAAGGCCCAAUAAAGACAUCUACACCAAGCUGGCUACACUGGCUGCCUAUCCUCUUGUUAAGGGGGUUCUAGUGGAGCACCCUGCUGCCCUGUGGAUCAGAGACAAGCUGAUGCUAGCCUCCGGCCCUCUUGCCUCAAGGCAUCUGAAAGGAGUGUCCCAAGAAUCUCACUCCGUCUGGCUCAAGGUUGGCAUCUGUGCAGCUGUGGUGGCCAUCGGAGGCGUAGUGUUCUACAGAUACUACAAGAGCCAAUGAUAGAAGGUGUGCAAAAUUAUUUAGAGUCACUGUGUACAAAAAGUGAAGCAAUUUAUAAAAGAAAUGGAAGUUAAGAGAUAGGGCAGUUUGAUGAGGAAGUUGGGACAAUCCUUCCCUUGAAGGCCGGUUCAUACUUCAGGAAAAUGCAAAAGCAAAGCAGAUUUGACAUCACAAAACAUUUGCAGUGAAAUUGGCAUGAAUUUGAUGUCUUCAACUUUUACAAAUACACAGCACAAAUAUUUGAUCUGACGUCACAAUUUUGGUACUUUUAUACCAAGUGUGAACUGGCCUUUAGAUGGUGAAUAUGUAUACUUUUGUAUUACAUUUUAAUAAAAUGGGCAGAACCACAGCUGUAAAUAGGGGGAACUGCUUCUGGCUUGAAGAUAUCUCAUAACAAUGUUGAUCAAGACCCCUCCACACCCAUGCACAUAACUCAGAUGUUAUAGGUUUUCUGCCAUAUUCAGGUACUACACAUGAAAUGUCACUGAUGUGAGAGUGUUUAGGAUCCAAAUUUCCCCAUGUUUACAGUGUGGUACUGAGAGGGUCAAAGAAGUGUCAAAGUUUGUUCUUUGGCUGGUAUCUGACUCUGAAAGAGAUGUUACAAAGAUUUCAGUUUUAAUAUUUUUUCCCAAGGGAUUUCUGUUACGGAAAGCAUGUAGCAAUUUGAAAAAAUACCUUUGAUACGUCAGUCGGUAUUAAUUCAUCCUGAGCAUGAUGUGGCAAGAGUUGCAUGUCAAAUUUGCAUUAUGUACAAAGAGAAUGGUUUGUCUACAUCUGCACAUCUCUAGGUAUUUAUUUUGGAAAACACAGCAGUAAAAUAGUGGUCAGCAGUUUCCACUAGGUCGACCACUGAAGUUGUUGAUGUCAAUCAUCGGUAAAAGGUGUAACAGUGGGCAGACUUUUUAAAUGGAAAUUGUCUUCACUUCUAUUAGGUUGUUGAAGGUGGGGACGGGGAAUGAAGUGGAUUUGGCAUGAUAAACUACCACAGUGCUGAAUUAUUCUUAAAUUAUCACAGUCUGAAUGGUAUUUAUUGAAUCAGAGUUUGCAUGGAUCAUUUCUUAAAGUAUAUUGGUACAUCUCAACCAGUCUUGAUUCAGCAGACAACCCAAGUGGAUCCUGACUGCAGAGGGUGUGCUUCUAUUUGUCAUGUUUCAGUGGCACUGAUAGAGGUGAAAACUAGGAAAUUAGUGAGUUGCAUGCCUCUGUAGGAGAGUGUUCUUGUGUCUAUAGUCUUUUUAUUUGGGGAUCACUGGCAACAAAAUUUUUAAAGGCUCAACAGAAAGGGGAGUAAAUGUAUUCCAUUCCAAGUGGACAUAAGCUAAUGUUCCAAUUGUAACUGAUCCAGAGCCAUCACAGUAUACGUGAUAAAAUCAACUUUCAUAACUACUGUAGUUACCUGGAAACCAUGUUGAUCUCCUGUUCUGUUUAUACUUUUUAACCUUCCUGAUGGUCAGUUUAGUUUCUUUGGUACCCCCUAAGAUAUACAACCACACAAGCAUAUUUCUUUCUGUUUGCCCAAAACUUAAUGUCAACAAAUUGAUUUCACUCUGAUAUAACAUUUGGACUUUGUGUUGAUUCAACUUUUUUUAUUUACAAAGUCAAUAGAUUUACCUUUUGCCCAGUGUAGUCCAUGCAUUGACAAUGGCUUUGUACAUACAUCAUCGUCAUUUUGAAUGGAAUAUCGGAAAUGUGAGUUUUUGGUGGCAUGGCAAUUUUUGACAUAUAUGCAACAUUCUUCAACUGGUUUGGUUGUGGUUAGAUGACUGAUAUUUGUGUAUGUAAAGAAAUAAACGUGCACAGGUCAGUGUAAUUUUUAGAGAUUCGCCAAGUGAACGAUUGAACUAGAAACCCCAGUGUCUUCACCUAUCUGCUCUGAGCAGAAACAAAAGAGGGCAUGUUUUGAAUGAAUUUGACAGUCUUUUAGUACUCACUGCAUAGGCGCGCAAGUUUACGUGCUUUUGAUGCAGAGCACGCUGAGUACGCACAACAAACUUAGUGUGGGAUGUGUGGUCUUCGUGUGCACGCUAAACAAUGUGCAAGAACCCGGUUGGAAAACUUUAACCAUCUGUCUUUCUUUGGCCGGUGAGGGUGCACUUCAGCUCAGGGCGGAUAUCAAGGCUCCUGUACAAAUGGUUAACCCUGCACCUCCAGUUACCAUUAAUUUCAAUAAGAGGUGGCUUUAUCAGAAUGGUUCAUUUUGUUCACAUUUUUGCAUUAAUCCAGUUAAUGUUUUGAAGAUAAAAUAAACCAUAUUUCUUCAAAUAA